ACACUCACAAUUCCUCGAUGUGAAAAGGAUGCCCGAACGGGGUAUGACUUCGAACUUCACAUUGAAUGCAUAGGAAAUCUGCCUCUUGAAUUACCUCGCCCUCCUAUCUGGGAAAAAACAGCAAAACCUGUGGGUUGGUUUCAGUCACUCGAAUUGCCAGUUGUCGACAUGCGAUUGAGACACGUGAAUCUCGAGGCACAUCUACACACCAACGAAAAAUACGAGACGUAUUUUAAGCGCCGUAUCGCGAACAUCGUCUCAUCCUAUUGUGAACAUCAGGCUAAUGAGUGCCCCGGAGCCACACUACGAAUAACACAGGUACAAAUUACUCAAAUGUUAAUCAUUGCUUCAGACGACAAUGACGACGACAAUUCCGUGCUAUAUGCAGCUGAUGAUGAAUCAGAACCGCUUCUCACUCAGAACAAUGUCGUACUGUUGCGGGUGGAGCGGGAACCGGUCAACGUAACUCGCAUUCUUUUCGCUAUCACGAAAUCCGAAAACGUUGGCUCACUCAACGAACAAAUGAUUAUCGAUCCAGUGAAGGUAAAAUAUAUUCUCGGGAGUCAAGCUGGUCCAUUGGCACGAAUUCUCGGGGGAAUCAAACUCGACAGCGUCCGCGUCUCACGAAUACGGCGCCAUCUGAAGCCUUCAGAAACCGAUAACACGCGACUAAUCACGAUCAUUUCCAUCGUCGGCGCUUUCUUCGUUAUCUGCUACAUCAUCGGGGCUAUACGACUUUGCAGGGAUGCCCGACGACGUAAGCGAGAACGGAAAACCAACAACGAUCCAGACGGGCUCACCAAUGCCAACGCCGUGCCCAACUAUGGGUCCUGCCAACGGAAAUCGUCAAAAAAUGGAGCGAAUACCUUUCCCACUAACUACAAUCAGAUCGAUGAGUGUGUCGAUAACUAUAAUCAAGAAGAGCCACAUAUACUCACUGAACGACAGGCUCGUUUUAUGUUCAUGUGCGAUCCAUCACAAUUACCUCGCGAGCCCACAUUUGAAUCUCAAGCUGCCCUUGGCAGCGAGCAGAAUCAUUCUUCCAAAUCCACUCCUCCUCGCGAAGAAGUCAUCCUGGAAAACGAACCACUUGAAGAGGAUGCUCCAGAAGAAACAGUAGAAAAAUGUCAUCCUCCAUCUCCACCAGUUAAGCAACCAUCGCCUACCAAAUUAAUAAGAAGAUCACCUCAUAGCGAUCCCGAAGUGCCUGCCUUAGUGCUUGUGCCGUCCCUCUCUCUUGACUCACCAAUAACAUCCGAUGACUCACCUAACUUCGCUGUUCCAACCUCGUUGCUUGGGAAUGAUCGUGACAGCCCCAUCGACAGACCGAGAUCACGGCGAAGUAGUCGUGUUGGAGACGAGGUAUUGGACUUGCGUGAGGAGGAUGGACCAUUGGAUAUAGAAAAAAACAACAACUAUAACCUGCUGCUACAGAAUCUUGCACGUGAUGAAGACGAAAUUGAAAGGCGGGAACAACUGGGACGAUGGUCGAGCAGCGACGGUGAGGUUGACGUUUAUUACAAGAUGAGUGACGACGAGGACGUGACGAUUCAUGGCGACGAUUGGGCGAAUGUGAAAGCUGAGGCGGUGGCCGGUAUUAGCAGAAACGAGUCAGGAAACGACGCUGCUGAUAGUGAUUCUGAUGAUGAUGACGAGCGAUUAAAACAAAGCGACGGGGAUAUUGACGGAUACGUUUACGAACGAUUACGCGAGGAACUCACACCUGUACCACCGGACAGCUAG
Haemonchus placei is the source of this 1743-nucleotide messenger RNA. Lineage: Eukaryota; Metazoa; Nematoda; Chromadorea; Rhabditida; Trichostrongylidae. The record is from the annotation of a GenBank genome assembly.